UAUUCUCAUAAUCUUAUUCAGAUUUAAUGGGCGUAAUGGCCUUUCCAAGUGUUAAAAUCUCUUUCCAUAUAGUAUUUAAAAAUGAAUCUUGAUGGAUUAGUUAGUAAUUCCACCAAAUGCUGACAGAUCAUCCAUCCAUCCAUCAAGUGGACAUGCGUCCACCCUGUUUUCUUAUUUUCUGUAUGUAUGAAAAGGUGAGAUGGGGUUGCUGUAAGGUAGAUUUUUGUGAGUGUGGUUCUACUUUCUCCAGCUUGUUUUGAGACCCUUUUUGAGUUGUUGCCAACCAUCUCAUUCCUUUUUCUUUAAUUCUCUGGUUUAUUUAACUUAACUUACAAGUAUCAUUUCUUGCUUCUUCCUUUGAGUUCUUACUUCAUCAAUCAUCUUCAUCCAUGGCUACUGAGACUGUGUCAUCAGAUCAUCCUACUGCCCUUGAGCAAGUUGAGACAAUGGAUGAAAAGAAUGUGUCCCCACCUAAGGAUAAUGAAGUGAAACCUAAAGAGGACUCUCCAAUUCCAGUGGUUGAGUCAGUAGAAAAGAUACAUACAGAGAGUGAAUCAGAGAUAAAGAAGAGUGAUGAGGAAGAGAAACUGAAAGCAGAAGAACCAGCACAAACUGUUAUUGAAGAAAUAAAAACGAAAGCUGAUGAGGAUGAGAAGCCAACAAUAGAGGGGGUAAAGAAAACUGAUCAGGCCGAGACGCCUAAAGCUGAACAACAAGCACCAGCAACCACUGUUACUGAAGAAGUUAACAAGCAUGUUGAGACUCCGGCCUCGGAUGUUACAAGAGAAGACGUUGUAGUAUUAAUCAAAGAAUCCGCCCCUGAACCUGAAGCUGAUAGUGUUCCAGAAGAAGCAGUUGAUCUUGUCAAAGGUGAAUUAGAAUCUGAAAAGGUUGAAAUUCCACAGAAAGAAUCUGAGGAAGAGCUGCAGGACAAACCAACGAUAGAAGAAUUACAGGCCAAUGAACCACAGAAAGCUGUGGCAAAAGAAGAAGAAGUUUCAGAAGCAGAACAAAAUAAGGAAACAAUUGUUGCUAAUGUAGAGGACAAACUGGCUGAAAAACCAGAGGUUAGCGAGAAGAUUGAGCAAGAACCUGCUGAGACUAAGCCUGAAAAUACAGAGGCUGUAACUGAAGUACCAUUGAAGGAGGAGGUGGGAGAGGUUGAAGAGAAUGAUAUAAAAGAUGUGAAAGCUAAUCAAGAAGAUGAGACGGAAAGUGUUGUAACUGAAGCAAAGGAAGUUGAAACAUCUGAACUUACUGAAAAAGCCCCAGAAGUUGAGAUUGCUUCCAGAGGCAUUGAACUAAUUGCUGAGAAUGGAAACAACGAGGAUGAGAUAAAUGUUACCACAGAAGCCAAUGAAGCUACUGAAGUUGAGAAGAAAGUGAAUGAGGCCACUGCUACUGUUACUGAAAAAUCAGUUGAAGAGUCUCAGAAGCCUGAGACAGAAACAAAAGUAGAAGAAGAAACUGAAGGAGAAGUUGAACCAAAGUUGGAGCAAGAGGUAAAAACAGAUGCUGCUAAGGAUGGUGAAGAAAGGAAAACUUUGGAAGAAGCUUUUAAAGAAGAAGUUCCAGCCAAGACAAAGCAAUCAAACAACCUUAUUUCCAAGAUGAAGCAAUCUCUUGUGAAGGCUAAGAAAGCAAUAAUAGGGAAGUCUCCAAGCUCCAAAUCUGAAACAAAAAAUGAAGUCACAGCCAAAUAGAAGACAUCAGCAGCAGUGAAACCAAGAAAAAACCGACAGUGAUCAUAACUUUAUUUGUUGUGUGAUUUUUCAUUCUAGUUUUCUGUCAUCAGGGGUCCUGCUAUAUUUCUCUUUUCCUCUUUGUUUGCUGCAAGUUUUAGUUAUCAUCCUAGGUAUACCAUAGUUGUGCUUUUUUUAAUCUUGCAAACUAGAAAGGGUGGUUUUCUUGAUUUCUUCAUAUUUGAUCUCUGCAUUCGAUUUGUGUAAUUGUGGAAGAACUUAUUCAAUUAAUUGGUUGGUGAUGUACAUAAAGAACUGUCACAUUUAUGAAUAUUAUUUUUGUUAUUAUUUGUCA
Nicotiana attenuata is the source of this 2037-nucleotide messenger RNA. RefSeq names its product retinitis pigmentosa 1-like 1 protein. Lineage: Eukaryota; Viridiplantae; Streptophyta; Magnoliopsida; Solanales; Solanaceae. The transcript has 2 exons. The coding region runs from base 390 to 1703 and encodes 437 amino acids. The record is from RefSeq and is a predicted model, not a curated record.